AUGAGCACCACCGCCGCACCAACCAGGACCUACGAGGACGCCAUCGACCUCCUCAACACAUUCCAGACGCCCUUCGCCGUCAUCGAAGCACGGCGCAAAGCCGGCAUCCGGCCCGAUGAGUCCAGCGUCCGCGAGAUGAGGGCCUACUGGGCGCGGCUGGGCCACUCACCCGAGGACCUGGACCGCCUCAACGUGGUGCACGUGGCGGGGACCAAGGGCAAGGGCAGCGUGUGCGCCUUCGUGGCGUCGAUCCUGGGCCGGCACCAGCACCGCCAGGACGGCCAGGACGGCCAGAGGAGGAAGCUCAAGGUCGGCCUGCUGACGUCGCCGCACCUGAUCGCGGUGCGCGAGCGCAUCCGCAUCGGCGACGCGCCCAUGUCCGAGUCCGCCUUCGCGCGCUACUUCUUCGAGGUGAGCGACGCGCUGGUGAGCGCCGACGGCGCGGCGGCCGCCGUGCAGCCCGGCGACGCGGAGCCCGGGUCCCGCCCCAUCUACGCGCGCUACCUGACGCUGAUGGCGCUGCACGCGUUCCUGCGCGAGGGCGUCGACGUCGCCGUCGUCGAGACGGGCGUCGGCGGCGAGUACGACGCCACCAACAUCGUCGCGCGGCCCGUCGCCGCCGGCGUCGCCACCCUCGGCAUCGACCACGUCUUCGUCCUGGGCGACACCGUCGACAAGAUCGCGUGGCACAAGGCCGGCAUCAUCAAGGCCGGCUGCCCUGCCUUCGCGGUCGAGCAGGCCGCGUUCCCGUCUACCGAGGAUGUGCUCCGGGCCAGGGCUGCCGAGAAGGGCGUCGAGCUGCAGGUCGUGGGCGUCGACCCGCGGCUGGCGGCGACGGGGGUGCGGGUGCGGCCCGAUGUGGCGUUCCAGAAGAGGAACGCGAGUCUGGCCAUUGCGCUGGCGGAGGCGGCGCUGCUGAAGAUUGACCCAGCGGGCUUCAAGAGGGACGCAGACAGGCUGCCGGUGGAGUUCAAGGACGGCAUCGAGCAGGUUGUGUGGAGGGGGAGGUGCGAGGUGAAGGAGGAGGGCGAUAGGUUGAGGUGGCACCUUGACGGAGCGCACACGACCGACAGCCUCAAGAUGGCGGCGAGGUGGUUUGUGGGCGUCACCGACGGCCGACGGGGCCCCAGGGUGCUGAUAUUCAACCAGCAGGGCAGGACGGAGGCCAUCGAUUUCCUGGAGGGGUUGCAUUCUGGCGCAAAGAGGGACGACGGGUUGCCCUUUGACCAUGUGGUGUUCUGCACGAACGUCACGCAUGCGACGACAGGCUACAAACGAGAUUUCGUGAAUCACCAGUACGAUCCCGAGGCUAUCCAGAAGCUCACGGUGCAGCGGGCCUUUGCAGAGCGGUGGUCAUCCAUCGACCCCAAGGCAAAGAUUACGGUCAUCCCCAGCAUCGAGGAGGCCAUCAACGUGGCUCGAGGCCUCACAGAGUCACUUAAGGAAGGCGAGACGGUGCAAGCUUUCAUAACAGGCAGCCUCCAUCUAGUCGGAGGCGCCCUGGGUAUCUUGGAAGGGGCUGAUGCUCUAUGA
Diaporthe amygdali is the source of this 1533-nucleotide messenger RNA. RefSeq names its product tetrahydrofolylpolyglutamate synthase. Gene Ontology annotation, molecular function: tetrahydrofolylpolyglutamate synthase activity; ATP binding. The coding region runs from base 1 to 1533 and encodes 510 amino acids. The record is from RefSeq and is a predicted model, not a curated record. The transcript has 3 exons. Gene Ontology annotation, biological process: tetrahydrofolylpolyglutamate biosynthetic process. Gene Ontology annotation, cellular component: cytoplasm; mitochondrion; cytosol. NCBI's taxonomy places the organism in Eukaryota, Fungi, Ascomycota, Sordariomycetes, Diaporthales, Diaporthaceae.